Molecule: messenger RNA, 1814 nt
Organism: Manacus vitellinus (golden-collared manakin)
Lineage: Eukaryota; Metazoa; Chordata; Aves; Passeriformes; Pipridae
Gene: VDR
Product: vitamin D receptor
Exons: 10
Coding region: 220-1575 (451 amino acids)
Biological process (GO): negative regulation of transcription by RNA polymerase II; multicellular organism development; cell differentiation
Cellular component (GO): nucleus
Molecular function (GO): nuclear receptor activity; vitamin D response element binding; zinc ion binding
Source: RefSeq, a predicted model, not a curated record
UAACGGCGCUAUCAGCACAAACCUCGCCUUGUGCCAGCCGGGCUUUGCCUCUAAUUCAUGGAAACGGGGUGUAAAAGUGAUGAAAAGCAGUACUUGGGACCUUUAUCUGUCCCUCUGAAGCCGUUUCCUCAUUGCCAGGAAUCCAUGGUGUCUGCCCAGGCCCUGCUGACGUGACUCCUGAGCUCUGCGGGUCACCGGGACGCCGGUGUGGGUGGCUCCAUGUCCCAGCUCCAGAGCUCCUGGGACGUGCAGCAGCGGAGCAUGGCGUAUUUUCCAGAUCCAGACAUGGAGCCCGGGGCUGCCAGCACGUCCCUGCCCGACCCCGCCGGCGACGGCGACCGGAACGUGCCGCGGAUCUGCGGCGUCUGCGGGGACAGGGCCACCGGCUUCCACUUCAAUGCCAUGACCUGCGAGGGCUGCAAGGGCUUCUUCAGGAGGAGCAUGAAGAGGAAGGCCAUGUUCACCUGCCCCUUCAACGGGGACUGCAAGAUCACCAAGGACAACCGGCGGCACUGCCAGGCGUGCCGGCUCAAGCGCUGCGUGGACAUCGGCAUGAUGAAGGAGUUCAUCCUGACGGACGAGGAGGUGCAGAGGAAGCGGGAGAUGAUCCUGAAGCGCAAGGAGGAGGAAGCGCUCAAGGAGAGCCUGAAGCCCAAGCUCUCGGAGGAGCAGCAGAGGGUCAUCGACAUCCUGCUCGAGGCCCAUCGCAAAACCUACGACCCCACCUACGCCGACUUCUCCAAGUUCCGGCCCCCCGUGAGAAGCCACCCCAACAACAGGGGGGCAACAAAGUCCUCCUCUCUCCUCACCCAGGACCUGUCAGAGGAGGAUUCCACUGAUCUCUUCGGCUCCGAUGCCUUCAGCACAUUCCCAGACUCCGUGGAGCCCCGGAUGUUUUCAAACCUGGUCCUGUCCGAGGAGAACGACGAGAGCUCCUCCAUGAACAUCGAGUUCUCCCAGCUCUCCAUGCUCCCACACCUGGCUGACCUGGUCAGCUACAGCAUACAGAAGGUGAUCGGCUUUGCCAAAAUGAUCCCGGGAUUCAGGGACCUGUCAGCAGAGGACCAGAUUGUCCUGCUGAAGUCCAGUGCCAUCGAGGUGAUCAUGCUGCGCUCCAACCAGUCCUUCACCCUCGAGGACAUGAGCUGGACCUGCGGCAGCAACGACUUCAAGUACAGGGUCAGCGACGUCACCCAAGCUGGCCACAGCAUGGACCUGCUCGAGCCACUCGUGAAAUUCCAGGUUGGCUUGAAGAAGCUGAACCUUCACGAGGAAGAGCACGUGCUCCUCAUGGCCAUCUGCAUCCUGUCCCCAGACCGCCCGGGCGUGCAGGACACCUCGCUGGUGGAAUCCCUGCAGGACAGGCUCUCGGAGAUCCUGCAGACCUACAUCCGCUGCCGGCACCCGCCCCCGGGGAGCCGCCUGCUCUACGCCAAGAUGAUCCAGAAGCUGGCGGACCUGCGGAGCCUCAACGAGGAGCACUCCCGGCAGUACCGCUGCCUGUCCUUCCAGCCCGAGCACAGCAUGCAGCUCACGCCGCUCGUGCUCGAGGUCUUCGGCAACGAGAUCUCCUGACUCGGGUGUCCCGGGGAGCUGAGCCAGCCACGGGGGGAAGGGAGAAGCCAGCCUGGCUUUUCCCGAGCUCCCGGGCAGGAGUUUUGUACCUUGGGUUUGGUUUCGAGCUCCUGGAAGCCCUGCUUUGUUUGCAGGUUGGCAGGGAUGGACCCGGAUCCGUGUGGUUUCCCCACCAGGAGCAGCUUUCCCUGCUGUCUGUGCGAGCCGAUUUAUCCCUUUAUGGAUGUUUUGAGGCUGGG